This is a messenger RNA of Fusarium odoratissimum NRRL 54006, 351 nucleotides long. RefSeq lists its product as uncharacterized. The transcript has 4 exons. Gene Ontology annotation, molecular function: sodium:proton antiporter activity. Lineage: Eukaryota; Fungi; Ascomycota; Sordariomycetes; Hypocreales; Nectriaceae. The record is from RefSeq and is a predicted model, not a curated record. Gene Ontology annotation, biological process: regulation of membrane potential; sodium ion export across plasma membrane; proton export across plasma membrane. Gene Ontology annotation, cellular component: plasma membrane. The coding region runs from base 1 to 351 and encodes 116 amino acids.
AUGCCUGUCCUUAACCUGUCUGAGCUGAACAUUGUUCUCGGCGUCUUGGGCGCUUUCAUGGUCCUUUAUGGCAUCAUCUCUGUCAAGAUCAAGCAGGCUUGGUAUCUUGGCGAGGCCCUCCCCGCGGUCUUCUUUGGAGUCAUUCUCGGACCUAUAGCAGCAAAGUUCAUCGAGAGCGAGAAAUGGGGCUCCGCUGAGCCAGGACAGACUAGCGCCAUCACCCUGGGCAUCGCUCGAGUAAUGAUUGGAGUACAGCUUGUAAUCGCAGGCUACCAGCUCCCUGCCAAAUAUGGACUCACACGAUGGAAAGAGAUGGCUCUCUGCCUGCUCCCCAUCAUGACCGUCAUGUGA